Molecule: messenger RNA, 1218 nt
Organism: Musca vetustissima
Lineage: Eukaryota; Metazoa; Arthropoda; Insecta; Diptera; Muscidae
Product: odorant receptor 45a-like
Exons: 5
Coding region: 1-1218 (405 amino acids)
Biological process (GO): detection of chemical stimulus involved in sensory perception of smell; sensory perception of smell
Cellular component (GO): plasma membrane
Molecular function (GO): olfactory receptor activity; odorant binding
Source: RefSeq, a predicted model, not a curated record
AUGAUAACGGAUUCAUCGGAAGUGCUGCCCAAGUUGGAGGGUAUCAAAUACUACUUCAAUGUACAGAAAUUUUGUUUUACCGCAAUCGGAGUCGACCUGUUCUCCACAAGGCGAACCAUCUUCAAUGGAUUCCUCUUCUGGAUACCAAAUAUUGUGCAAUUUAUCCUAAGUGAACCCUUGACAUUGUACUCGAUACAAAAUUUGGAAGACAUGAAUUUGGUGACCGAUGCCAUGGCUCCCGUUUGGCAGGUGCUUAUGGCUAACAUGAAAAUGGUUUUAUUUUUGUGGCAUCGACGUGAUAUUAAAAAAUUGGUUAGAGAAUUAUGGGAAUGGAAUUUGGAAGCUACUAAGGAGGAACUAAAAAUGAUUGAAGAAGAAAAUCGCAAAGACACCUUGACAUCGGGUUCUUUCUAUAUGACGGUUUUUUCAACGGGUGUAUUGGCUUUGGUGGCUCCAUUUUUUAAGGCCUUCUAUGGAUAUUUGAAAGGAGAGGAUUUUUGGGAAGUUUUGGAAACGCCACUGAAAGGAAGCUAUUUCAUGGAUCCGAAAGAAACCUAUUUGGGGUAUUUUAUUGCCUAUAUGUGGGCACUGAUAGCAAUCUAUGCGGUGAUCAAUACAACCCUCGCCGUCGAUAGUCUCUUCUCAUGGAUAGUCCAUAAUAUUGCGGCGCAUUUUUGGAUACUGAGAGAACGUUUGAAAUCAAUUGCUGAAUCCAAUAUUGAAGGAAUUCAUUGUUAUGAAACACUGAGGAAAUCCAUUGGAGAAAGUGUUCGUUAUCAUCAAAGAAUUAUAGACAUCAUCGAAGAGUUCAAUGAGGUCUUUAUGAUGAUCGUUUUUGUGAAAUUCCUUAUCAGCUGCAUACAGAUUGCCUUUUUGGCUUUUCAAUUUGUUCGUGGCGGUGAAUUGGCUGGACAAGUUUUUCAUACGUUUUUCCUAAUGUCCAUAUCCAUGCAAAUGAUGUUGUACUGUUAUGGUGGUCAGAGGAUUAAGGAUGAGAGCGCUUCCAUUGCCGUGACUAUCUACGAACAUUUCCAUUGGGAAGUGUUGUGUCCUAAAUCUAGAAAAUUAUUACUCUUACCCUUAGCUAGGGCUCAGAAAUCUUCUAAACUGACCGGAGUUUUCUUUAUUACUGAUUUAAGUUUAUUUUUAUGGGUCUACAAAACGGCAGGUUCGUUUAUGACCCUAAUGAUGAGUGUAUCGGAUGGAGAAAACAAAUAA